Molecule: messenger RNA, 1252 nt
Organism: Megalobrama amblycephala (Wuchang bream)
Lineage: Eukaryota; Metazoa; Chordata; Actinopteri; Cypriniformes; Xenocyprididae
Gene: tnni1a
Product: troponin I type 1a (skeletal, slow)
Exons: 8
Coding region: 125-691 (188 amino acids)
Biological process (GO): muscle contraction
Cellular component (GO): troponin complex
Source: RefSeq, a predicted model, not a curated record
CACUGACAGAUUAGAUACAGAGACGCUGAGGGUUAAAUAAGAGAGCACAUCUCUGUUCUGUUAUCAAUAAUCAGUCUGACGACAACACCAUACAAACCCACACUGUAAGUGCUCAGCUGCCAAGAUGCCGGAACAAGGGCAAGAGAGGAAGUCCAAGAUCUCAGCCUCAAGAAAGCUUAUGCUAAAGAGUUUGAUGGUGGCCAAAGCCAAGGAGGAGCUGGAACAGGAAGUGUUAGAUAAAGAGGAAGAGAAGCAGAGGUAUCUGACGGAGAAAGCUCCUCCUCUACAGAUGCAGGGAAUGUCAUUCGCUGAGCUUCAGGUCCUCUGUCAAGAGCUUCAUGCUAAGAUUGAUGUGGUGGAUGAGGAGCGCUAUGAUAUUGAAGCCAAAGUCUUACUGAAUAAGCGUGAGAUCAAAGACCUGAACAUUAAGGUUCUGGACCUGAGGGGGAAGUUCAAGCGGCCCACCCUGAGGAGGGUGAGGGUUUCUGCAGAUGCCAUCCUCCGAUCUCUCCUAGGCUCAAAACACAAAGUCUCAAUGGACCUACGAGCCAACCUCAAAUCUGUGAAAAAAGAGGAUACUGAGAAGAAGAGGCCAGUUGAGGACAGUGACUGGAGGAAGAACGUGGAGGCCAUGUCUGGUAUGGAGGGAAGAAAGAAGAUGUUUGAUGCAGCAAAAGGCCCCACCCAGUGAAACCUUAGUGAAGAUUACUUUUGUUUGGCAACUAAAAGGUUAGGUUUAGAUUUGCAUACUAAAUAUAUCAUUUAAAUACCUUAAUAGUUCGGUUUUAUUUGAGGUGUCAUUAAACAGUUCAUUGAUAAGACAGUUCAUUGCAACUUCUCUGCAUUUGGUGCAAAUGAUUGCGCAACUUUCAUGUGGCCAAUAAGUAAAUAAUUACUUGCUUAGUUUAUCUUUUAUUAUGUCAAUAUUCAGUUAUGAGAAAUAGUUAAUGAAAGGUGUACCAAUGUAUUAAGUGAAUAAACAAAGUGAAACAUUUGUUGAUGUACGAGACUCAUUAUACAUGUAUAGCCUUAACAAAACUUUCCCAUACUCUGUUUGACAUGUUUUCUGAUAAUCUGGCUAUGAAUUACUAUUUAAAAAAGAUCAUAAUCCUGAAUGAAAUUAAACUUAGAAAAGAAAAAAAAACACAAAUAAAAGCUCAUGCAAAUUGUAUGCAGGUAAAAAGGUGUAUGCUAACAUAAGUGCGAUAACUUCUUUUUGCAUGUUAUACCAGUAAAAUGCUUGAAAAAUUAA